Molecule: messenger RNA, 12801 nt
Organism: Pollicipes pollicipes
Lineage: Eukaryota; Metazoa; Arthropoda; Thecostraca; Pollicipedomorpha; Pollicipedidae
Exons: 16
Coding region: 372-12254 (3960 amino acids)
Biological process (GO): AMP catabolic process
Cellular component (GO): plasma membrane
Molecular function (GO): 5'-nucleotidase activity
Source: RefSeq, a predicted model, not a curated record
GGGAGGGGCCGCUGGAGCGGGCUGCAGCUGGCCCAGUGACCUGGCGUCCGUCGAGCGGGUCAGGCGAGCGGGACAGACCGGCCACGGGUCACCGCCCUGCGCCCUCGGCCGGUUCCGGAGGAAACGACAGAAUGCAGCAGGCGGGCGCGCUGCUCCGGGCCGGGGUCAGUCUGGCUUUGGCGGUGCAUCUCGGAGCUUCCGACCUUGCGCUGGCUGGAGAUUCUUGAAGAGGACCAGGACCAGGAUAGCCCGCCGCUGGCACCGCUCGUGACGGUCCAGGCUUGCGACCAGCACCAAGUGGAGCGGCCGGAGAGUCCGGAGUCGAGCCCGCCGCCCGGGGAGCGUGACCCGGUCGGGUCAGGGGCGCCACCAUGCUCUGGUGGGCAGUGUUGGCGGCUCUGCUGCCUGCUGCAGCGCACGGCCAGAGCAGUCCGUUUGAACUGACCAUCGUCCAGUACCAGCACCCAGUCAAGAAGGCCCAGGAGCAGUACAUGAAUCGAGUAGCGGAUGCGAUACAGGUGGCAAAGGAACAUGGCAACGGCAAUGUAUUGGUGCUCAACACUGGAGGAACUUACCGACCGAUACGCAAGCAGGCGGAUGUCCCUGGCGUCACGCCAGCUGCCACGGCGUUCUCCACGAGGGACUUUGACGGCGGCAUCGGCUCCCUGAUGUCCAGGAUCGUCGGAUCGUCAGACACAUUUGUCGUCUCAAAUCUGAAGUCGUCACUGAUUCGACGUUUUGCUCCGAAGUCUGUUGUCGUGAGCGUCGGAGGCAAAAAAAUCGGAAUCGUCGGAUACGUCUCCCGGUAUAUGAAUAUCCUGCUGGCGGGCGGUGGCAGCAUGCCGAUCAUCUCCGAGGUGCCGGCGGUGCGCCAGGAGGUGCGCCGACUCAAGGACAGCGGCGUCCACAUCGUCAUCGCCCUGGGCAACGCGGGUCACGACCGGAACGAGGAGAUCGCGCGCAGCGUGCCGGACCUGGACGCCGUUGUGUCGGGACCGAUAGAGACACGCACCGUCAUCACGGACGCCUUCCCUCAGGCGAUCCGACAGCCGUGGAACAGGGUCGUGCCGCUGCUGGAGAUCCCCAUGGCGGACGAGCAUCUGAUCGGGGUCACUCGGCUGCUGUUCAACGAAAAUAACCAACUCACAAAGGGAGACGGCAUGUUCAUUGUUGCGGACGGCAGUGAGAAAGGCGAUAUGGAACGCGAGGAGAUCCAGCUCCUGGAGCUGGAUGUGGUCGAGGGCUCGGGAGGAGGCACGCCCACCGAAGUGCUCCAGGAGUUCAGCUUGGCCGCCAUUCAGCAGGUGGUGCAGGAGGCGGCAGCCAAUGCCAUUCGCCCCCCGCCACCCGCGCAGGCCUCCGACAUCCAGUUUGCCCCCGAGCUCAGUGACGGGGUGCUCCUGGCAGCAACGUCCGCUGGCGGCACGACAGCCACCACCGGAACGGCGUCGCCUACCACUGUCACGAACACAAGUGACGAGGCUCCGAUUGUGUUCGGCGCGCCCGUCAAGAACGUCAACGCCAAUCGGCCAAUCACGGUGGAGGAGAUUCUGGCUCUCAAGGGCGAGCGUCGCCCAAUCACGUCCGCCGAGAUCGAGGUGCUGAAGAGUACCCACCGGCCGCUCACCGCCGCACAGGUGCAGGCGCUCAAGGAGAGGUUCACUGCGAGGCCAGCGACCGGAGCAGGUGAGGGAGAUGCCGGCCAAACGGCGACGAGCGAGCCGGCGGAUAAGGGCGGGGUCGUCGCAGGUGGAGUGGGUGAUGGUGGCGGCGACGAGGUGACUACGUCGGCGACGGUCGAGUCGGCGGAUGAUGGCGGCGUCACUGCAGAUGGAGUGGGUGAUGGUGGCGGCGACGAGGUGACUACGUCGGCGACGGUCGAGUCGGCGGAUGAUGGCGGCGUUACUGCAGAUGGAGUGAAUGAUGGUGGCGACGACGAGGGGACAACGUCAGCUGCAGAGGGAGAAGGCAGCACUGGCAGUGACAUCGCAGCCCCUGCAUCACCAUAUGUCGAAGCGGAGACCGCAGUCACGAGUGACGUGAGCAGUAAUGAGGACAGCGACGCAGCCACAGCUCAACAGGCUGGUGGGGUGGUCAGCGCAGACGAAACACAGCCCAAAAAAGGAGGCGUUGUAAACAUCGACGUGGACAAACACACCGGCGACAUCGCUGGAGGGAGUCCGGGACAUCAGGCACAGAUCGAAGAAAGUCCGGUGAUAAAAGAUGGUGAUGAAACCAACCCAAGCGCAGAGACCAAAAAUGAACUGAAACCGGAUACUGAUGGUGAAUACGGACCGAGUCAUGGCACUGAGGGUGAAAAUGAAAAGACGUCAGGAGCUAUGGGUGAGAGUGAAGUUAGACCUACCACUGAGGUCGGAGAUGCAGCGAGGCCUGCUACCGAAAAUGCGUUUGAGGCGAUUCCUAAUGCUGAUGGUCACGCCGAAACGAGUCCCAAUACUGUGGAUGAAGAUGAAGUGGAGCCUGAUACAGAAGGUCAGGAGGGAGUGGAGGCUGGUAUCGAAGGUGAGGAUGUGGUGAAUCCUGGAGCUGAUGGUGAAGUUAAAGUGAAACCAGGCGCUGUGGGCGGGGAUGAAGGGACACCUGCCGCUGAGGGCAAGCCUAUUGCUGAGGGUCCUGGUGCAGUGAAGCCUGAUACUAAUGGUGAUGAUGAAGUGAAAUCUGAUAUUGAGGAUGAAGAGGGGAUCAAUCCUGGCAGCGGGGCUGAAGAUCCUGUGAAUACCAGUACAGUGAAUAAAGAGAAAGUAAGUCUUACCUCUGAGAGUGAAGAUGAAGAACAGCCCAUCACUGAAGGCGAAGAAGAAGUGCCCGGUAAAGAUGGCAAUGCCGAAGUCAACUCCUUGUCUAAGGGUGAAGACGGUGCGAAAUCUGAUAGUGGUGAUGAUGACGAAAUAAACUCUGAUGUCGAGGAGGAAGAUGACCUGACACUUGAUACCGAUAGUGAGCAUGCAGUAACGCCUGGCAUUGAGAGUGAUGAUGAAAUGAAUGUUGCGACUGGAAGUGAAGAGAAAGUGCAGGAAGGCACAGAGGGUGAGGAUGAAAUAAGGCCGGCUGCCGGAGGUGAAGAAAAACUGCGAUCUGCUACUGAGGCUGACGUUGGAGUGAAGCCGGGCACAGGAGUUGAGGGCGAAAUUAAACCUAUUGCUGAGUCUGGAGACGGCGUGCAACCUAGUGAUGACAAAGAGGACGAAAUGGAGUUUGUAACAGAGGUUGUUCAUGGUGUGAACCCUGGUAUUGAUGGUGAGUACGAAGCAGUGUCCAGUAUUGAUGAUGAGGAUGGAGUGAAACCUAUUGAGGGUGAGAAUGUGAAGGCUGGCACUGUGGGUGAACACGGAACGAAGCCCAGUGCCAGCAGUGACAGCGACGUGAAGCCUGUUCCUGGGGCUAAAGAUGAAGUCGGACCUGAUGUUGAGGUUGGUGAUAAUUUUAUAGCCGAUAUUGAUGUAGGGGCUCAAGUAGUCCCCAACACUGACGUUGAUGCUGAAGAAACUCCUGGCAUUGAGAGUUCUGGUCAGGCGAUUUCCGAUGUUACGGCCGAUGAUGAGGGAAAUCCUGUGCAUGUGUCCAGUUUUGAUAGCGAGGAUGGAGUGGAGCCUACUGAGGGUGAGAGUGUGAAGGCUGGCACUGUGGGUGAACACGGAGCGAAGCCUAGUGCCAACAGUUACAACGACGUCAGGCCUGUUCCUGGUGCUGAGGAUGAAGUUGGACCUGAUGUUGAGGUUGGCGAACAUUUUAUAACCGGUGUUGAUGUAGGGGCUGAAGCAGUUCCUAACACUGACCUUGAUGCUGAAGAAAUACCCGACAUUGAAAGUUCUGGUCAGGCGAUUCCAGAUGUUACAGUCGAUGAUGAGGGAAACCCUGUGCAUGGAAUUGAUGGUGAAUCAAUCCCCGAAAUUGAGGUCGGUACUGAAGCUAGCCCUGACGCUGUGAAUAAUGUGAAACAAGAGCCUGUAGCUGAGGUUGAGAUGGGCAGUGGCAUCCAAUCUGAUGCUGAGGAAAGCAGCGAGGAGAAGGUAGACCUUACUGACAGUGUAUUCGGGUCCGGUGCUGCCGAAUUUUUAGAUGAAGAAAGGCCUAGUACCGAGGCUGAAGUUGAGCUUGGAUCUGGUGAUGGCAUUAAUGAUGAAGGUACUCCCCAGAUACAGGUUGACGGUGCUGAUAGCUUGGAUGUCAAAACUGAAGAUGAACUAAUAACUGUUGCUCAGUUUGAGGGCGGAGUGAGCUCUGGUGCUGAAACUACUGCCGAUGAAUUAAGACCAGGUGAUGAUCUUGAGGAUGAUUACAAACCCAUAUCUGAGGUUCCGGGAGAUAUCGGAACUGCUGCUGUAGGUGAUGGUGAAACGAUACCUGAGACUGGGAUUGAAGGUGGCUCCCAUGCCGAGAUUGAAGCUGACAGGAAGCCUGAUGUCGUCGCGGACGGCGACUUGAAACCUGAUACCACAGCUGACGAUAAUGCGACGUUGCAUUCCGAAAAUGGUGACAAAAAGAGACCUCUUAUUGAGCUCAUCGGCAGUGUACGUCCUGGCGAACCCACCGGGCCCCAGGUGACGCCCGAUUUACAGCUUGGGUCUGCGGUGGCUGGAGAUGAAGAAGGCUCCAUAACUGAUGUCAAGGUUGAUGAGGUUACUGUUUCUGUGGUUGAUAGCGGUUUGCAUCCUGACAGUGGAAACGAUGGUGUAUUUGCUACUCUUGCUGAAGCUGAGGUUAGCGUGAAAGGUACACCCAAUACUGGAGCUAACGCUGAAGUUGAACCCAGCACAGAGGCAGGGAUUCAGGAACUGUCAGACAACGUGAAUCUUACUACGACCGUGUCCGAGGAAACUAUCGACCAAGGCGAGAACCACGGCGGCGAAGACACGGACGAGAGUGAAGUUUUAAAUCUUACCCAGGUGGCUGUGGAGCUAGGGGACGAAAGCCAUGCCACGGAAGCAGAAAGUGUGGCUGAGCUCAUAGGGAGCACCGUGAUCUCGACUGAGCCUGAGGGAACUCCCGAUACCCAGGUCGAACUUGAACACAAUUCAGGAACUUCAAAUGUACCUAAUGGCAAUACUGAAGCUCCUGCUGAUCCCGAAUAUAAUCCUUACACCUCCGUGGAUCUCAAUGGUAAUUCGACUGAGCCCGACGACAAUUCUGGUGCCACGGUUGAAACUGAAGACAGUGCAGAUAUCACUGUAGGAAACAAAAUAAUUAUCACCGAGGCUCCUGAGUCUGCAAACGCUUCCAAAGUUCCUCUCGAGCCCGCAGUUAACUCUGAGACACCAGGUGAGUCAGGGGACAAACUCGAGACUACGCUCGUGUCUGAGGACAAUACUGAGACACUCGCUGAAGACAAGGACAAUCCCGAUGUUCUGGUUCAUCCUGACGAUAAGCCCGAAGCUCCAACUGAGCCUGAAGACAACGCUGAGGCCAUGCUCCAAUCAGAAGACAACACUGAGGCCAUGCUCCAAUCAGAAGACAACGCUGAGGCCAUGCUCCAACCAGAAGACAGCACUGAGGCCAUGCUCCAAUCGGAAGACAGCUUUCCUGAGCAUGAGAGCGAGGUGAAUCCCCCAAACAGUUCCGAGACUCCAGUUGACCCUAGCGAGAACCUCGCGACCGACGUCAGUCAUACAAAGCUGUCUGUUGGCAUGACAACUGCGAGGCCAGAUACGCAUAUUGGUGGUCUGUUUUGGUACCCAAGCUCCGGCGUACCGCUCUCCUCUUACAUGCCCCUGCCUGUCAUGUCCCAGUUGGGAGUGCGACCCGAAGUCAACCAGCUGCAGCCCGAAGAGGAACCCGGGGUGAGUCAGGCACAACCUGCAGCGGGACCUGGAGUGGACCAACGGCAGCCUGAAGUGGGUACCGUUGUGGACGAGCCGCUGCUUGACGUAGGACCUGGAGCGGUCCAGUCACAGCUUGAAGUUCGUCCCGGCGUGGACAAUCUGCCGUCUGAAGGAAGUCUUGAAGUGAGCCAGCCGCAGCCUGAAGUGGAUGGUGGGGUGAUCCAGCAGCAGUCCGAAGCCGAUCCCGGAGCACACCAACCUCAGUCUGAAGGAAGUCUGAAGGAAGUGGACGAGUUGCAGUCCGAAGAUGGCUCCGAAGUGGACCAGCCACAACCUGAAGUGGAUCUAGGAGUGGAUGAGGUAACGCCUGAAAAGGGUUCCGUAGUGGGCCAUCCACAACCUGCAAUGGAAUCCGGAAAUAUCGGGCCACAGCCUGAAGUGCGUCCGGAAGUAGACGAGGCGCAGCCUGAAGAGGGUUCCGAAGUGGACAAGCCACAGCCUGAAAUGAAACCCGGAAUUACCAAUCUACAAUCUGAAGCGUAUCUCGAAGCUGGCGAGAUGCCGCCUGAAGAGGGUUCCGAAGUAGGCCAGCCACAAUCUGAAAUGGAAUCCGGAGUGAGCGAGCCUCAGUCUGAAACGGAUCUCAGAGUGGGCGAAGAGCAGCCUGAUCAGAGUCCCGGGGUGAGCCAGCCACAACCUGAAGUGGGUACCGAAGUACACCAGUCACAACCUGAAGUGGGUACCGAAGUACACCAGUCGCAGCCUGAAGUGGGCACCGAAGUACACCAGUCACAACCUGAAGUGGGUACCGAAGUACACCAGUCACAACCUGAAGUGGGUACCGAAGUACACCAGUCACAACCUGAAGUGGGUACCGAAGUACACCAGUCACAACCUGAAGUGGGUACCGAAGUACACCAGUCACAACCUGAAGUGGGCACCGAAGUACACCAGCUGCGGCCUGAAGUUCCAUCCGAAGUGAGCCAGCCACAACCUGAGGUGGGUACCGAAGUACACCAGUCACAACCUGAAGUGGGUACCGAAGUACACCAGUCACAACCUGAAGUGGGCACCGAAGUACACCAGUCACAACCUGAAGUGGGUACCGAAGUACACCAGCUGCAGCCUGAAGUUCCAUCCGAAGUGAGCCAGCCACAACCUGAAGUGGGUACCGAAGUACACCAGUCGCAACCUGAAGUGGGCACAGAAGUACACCAGCUGCAGCCUGAAGUGGGUACCGAAGUACACCAGUCACAACCUGAAGUGGGUACCGAAGUACACCAGUCACAACCUGAAGUGGGCACCGAAGUACACCAGCUGCAGCCUGAAGUUCCAUCCGAAGUGAACCAGUCACAACCUGAGGUGGAUACCGAAGUACACCAGUCGCGGCCUGAAGUGGGUACUGAAGUACACCAGCUGCAGCCUGAAGUUCCAUCCGAAGUACACCAGUCGCAGCCUGAAGUGGGUACCGAAGUACAUCAGUCGCAGCCUGAAGUUCCAUCCGAAGUGAGCCAGCCACAACCUGAAGUGGGUACCGAAGUACAUCAGCCGCAGCCUGAAGUUCCAUCCGAAUUGAGCCAGCCACAACCUGAAGUGGGUACCGAAGCACAUCAGCUGCAGCCUGAAGUUCCAUCCGAAGUGAGCCAGUCACAACCUGCAGUGGGUACCGAACUACAACAGCUGCAGCCUGAAGUUCCAUCUGAAGUGAGCAAGUCACAGCCUGAAGUGGAUACCGAAGUGCACCAGCCACCACCUGAAGUGGGUACCGAAGUACACCAGCUGCAGCCCAAAGUUCCAACCGGCGUGAGCCAGCCACAGCCUGAAGUGGGUCUAGAAAUGGGCGAGGUGCAACCCGAGGAGAGCUCCGGAGUAGUCCAACAUCAGACUGAAGUGGAACCCGAAUUUAACCAGCCACAGCUUGAAGCGGGUCCCGAAGUGGGCGAGGUGCAGCCCGAAGAAGGCUCCAGGGUGGACGCCCCGGAAUCUGAAGUAGGUCCCGAAUUGGACCGGCCACAGCCUGAUGUUGGUGCUGGAGUAGACCAGAAGCAACCUGAGGUAGAAGCCGGAGUGAGCCGGCCACAGCCUGCAGUCGGUCCCGAAGUGGACGAGGUCCAGCCUGAAGAGGGUUCCGGAGUGGACCAGCCGCAGCCUGAAGUGGGUCUCGAAGUGGACGAAACAAAGUCCGGGUUGGGCUCCGCACCAGGUCAGCCGCAUCCUGACGUGGGCUCAGCAGCAGACGAGCCCCUGUUUGAAGGAGGUCCUGAAGUAGACCAGUCACACCCCGGAGUGGUUCCCGGAGUGGGCCAGAGGCAGCCUGAAGUGGAAGCCGGAGAGGGCCAGAGGCAGCCUGAAGUGGAAGCUGGAGCGGGCCAGAGGCAGCCUGAAGUGGAAGCCGGAGUGGGCCAGAGGCAGCCUGAAGUGGAAGCCGGAGUGGGCCAGAGGCAGCCUGAAGUAGAAGCCGGAGCGGGCCAGAGGCAGCCUGAAGUGGAAGCCGGAGUGGGCCUGAGGCAGCCUGAAGUGGUUCCCGAAGAGGAUCAGAGGCAGCCUGAAGUGGAAGCCGGAGCGGGCCAGAGGCAGCCUGAAGUGGUUCCCGAAGAGGAUCAGAGGCAGCCUGAAGUGCAAGCCGGAGUGGGCCAGAGGCAGCCUGAAGUGGUGCCCGAAGAGGAUCAGAGACAGCCUGAAGUGGAAGCCGGAGCGGGCCUGAGGCAGCCUGAAGUGGUGCCCGAAGAGGAUCAGAGGCAGCCUGAAGUGGAAGCCGGAGUGGGCCUGAGACAGCCUGAAGUGGUUCCCGAAGAGGAUCAGAGGCAGCCUGAAAUGGAAGCCGGAGCGGGCCAGAGGCAGCCUGAAGUGGUUCCCGAAGAGGGCCAGAGGCAGCCCGAAGUGGAAGCCGGAGCGGGCCAGAGGCAGCCUGAAGUGGUUCCCGAAGAGGGCCAGAGGCAGCCCGAAGUGGAAGCCGGAGCGGGCCAGAGGCAGCCUGAAGUGGUUCCCGAAGAGGGCCAGAGGCAGCCCGAAGUGGAAGCAGGAGCGGGCCAGAGGCAGCCUGAAGUGGUUCCCGAAGAUGGCCAGAGGCAGCCCGAAGUGGAAGCCGGAGUGGGCCAGAGGCAGCCUGAAGUGGUUCCCGAAGAGGGCCAGAGGCAGCCCGAAGUGGAAGCCGGAGUGGGCCAGAGGCAGCCUGAAGUAGAACCCGGAGUUGAUCAACUUGAGCUUGCGGUCGAGCACGGAGCGGACAACCCGCAGGUCAAUGUGGGUCCCGAAUUGGCUCACGCGGAGCAGGUGGUGUCGCCUGGAGUCAAUCCGCCAGAGGUCACGGCUGAGAGCUUCCAAGCGAACCCCGUGUCUGGUGUGACUCAACAGGAGAGUACGGACCUCGACCGAGAGGUGGGCUUCGCCGAGACGCUCAUCUCCGGAGAGGUCGAGGACUGCGCCAACUCUGAGUGCGACAUGGGCAAGAUUAUUGCCGACGCCGUCCUCUGGAAGUUUGGAAGCAGCGUGGAUGGUGCAUUUGUUGGAAGCAACAUCUUCAGCGGUAUUUGGGAAGGUCACAUCAGUGAUGCUGACAUUGCUGCUAUAAUCAAGAACGAUCCCAGGAUAUCUUUGGGGAUCAUCAGAGGAGAUAUGUUUGAAAGGCUUCUAGCGGACCUCGGAGAGAUACCCGUGUUCUUCCAUAUUUCAGGACUGAGGGUGACGUCAAACGGGGCAACGGGAACGCGGACGAUUUCCGUUCUCUGCAAAGACUGUCAAACCGUGGCCUACACCGACAUCCACCCCCAAACGGUCUUUGUACUAGCUUUUGUCACCAGCGACGACAACCUGCCUAAGGCCUUGGAACCCAUCCGGCACACGGAACUGUCGCUGAAGGACGACGUUUUGAUCCCGUACAUCAAAGAUUCCGGCAUCAUCCGAGCGCCCCAGGAUCAGCGCAUCGUAUUCGAGGCCGAAGAGACCGACUUACCCGAUACGGACGGUCAGCAUACUGAUGACCAGCGACCAGCUGGUGAACGCCCGGUUAACCUGCAACCGGCGGAGGGCCAUCCUGGAGACAGUCCCCAAGGGACCCACGAGCCUGAGGUGACGCAGCAGGAGAGCACCGACCCAGAUCGGAUCGUGGGCAUCGCUGCGACCCCCAUCUCCGGAGAGGUCGAGGACUGCGCCAGCUCCGAGUGCGACAUGGGCAAGAUUAUCGCGCACGCCCUCCGCUGGAAGCUGGGAAGCAGCGUAGACGGCGCGCUAGUCAGCAGCGACGUCUUCAGCGGUGUUUGGGAAGGUCAAAUCCGGGAAUCCGACGUUGCCGCCGUAACCAAGAACAACCCCAAAAUAUCCUUAGGCAUGAUCAGGGGAGACAGAUUUGAAACGCUGCUAACGGAACUUCAGCGGAGCCCUUUGUUUUUCCACAUGUCAGGACUGCGGCUGACGUUAGACAAGACGUCAUCAGUUAAGGUUUCCAUACUCUGUGAAGACUGCCGGCCGGUGACCUACUACGACAUCAACCCCCAAACUGUCUCCGUGCUAGCCUUCGCCACCAGCGACGACCUCCUGCCCGAUGUCUUUGAAACUAUCCAGCACACAGAUCUGUCGCUGGAGGACGACGUCUUGCUCCCGUACAUCGAGACUGUCAGCAUCCUGCGCGCACCUCAGGACGAGCGGAUCGUGUCCCAGGCUUCCGAGCCCGACUCGCCGGGUGUGAGCAGCCAGCACACCGACGAGCAGGGGCCAGCUGACGGGUCCCCGGCGAGCCAGCAGCCCCCCGCGGGAAGUCAGCCCUGGGAAAGUGCACAGGCGAACCCGGCUCCUGAGGAGCCUCAACAGGGGAACGCGGACCCCGACCGGGUGGCGGGCACUGCAGACCAGCCGCCGGAGGCCGCACGACCCGAGGGCACUGUCCAGCUGGACGCAGAGACACUGGCUCUGUUGAAGGAUCAAUACCUGUCAGCGGAGACUCAGGAGCGUCCCGAUGAUCCAGAGGUGCCUGUAGAGCCGCAGCAAUCCGACCUGGAGAAGCUGACCCUGCUGCAGCAGCAGUACCAGUCGACGACUCAGCAGGGACAGCACGGAAACGUAGAAGGCCCCACGGAAUCUCAGCAGUCAGGUCUGGAGAAGCUGGCCCUGCUGCAGCAGCAGUACCAGUCGACGGCUCAGCAGGGACAGCACGGAGACGUAGAAGACCCCACGGAAUCUCAGCAAUCAGGUCUGGAGAAGCUGGCCCUGCUGCAGCAGCAGUACCAGUCGACGGCUCAGCAGGGACAGCAGGAAAACGUAGACGCCCCCACGGAAUCUCAGCAGUCGGGUCUGGAGAAGUUGGCCCUGCUGCAGCAGCAGUACCAGUCGGCGGCUCAGCAGGGACAGCAGGAAAGCGUAGACGCCCCCACGGAAUCUCAGCAGUCGGGUCUGGAGAAGUUGGCACUGCUGCAGCAGCAGUACCAAUCGACGGCUCAGCAGGGACAGCACGGAAACGUGGACACUCCCACGGAGUCUCAGCAGUCGGGUCUGGAGAAGCUGGCUCUGCUGAAAGACGAAUACGAGACUGCAGGCGUUCAGACGCCGCCUGCUGAUGGAGGUCCAUCAGAGUCGGAAGUCCAGAUGGACGUACUGAAACUAGCACUGCUUCACGCGCAAUACAACCCGCCAGCCCACCCAGCGGGCUCCGGGCCAUUGGUGACAGGAAGUAACACCGCUUCGUCACAGCAGUUAACACCGCAAACCAAUGUUCAUACUCCCAGUGCGCAAACCGCUGCACAAAAUCCAGGCGCACAAACCGGUGCACAUAAUCCCAGUGUGUCUGAGCCCGGCACUGAAGCGAGCUCUCAACCCCAACUUCCUGGUCCCGUAGGUGGCCAUGACGGUAUUUCCAUAAAGGGAGGCGAACAUAUUUCCGGUGAAAACCAGUUCCAAUCUGCGACAGCUGGCGAACCUAGCCCGGCAGCUUUCCAAUCCGAAGGCCCGAGGCCCUCGACUCCUCACCACCUACCUGUCCCCUCCAUCACACGCCGUCCCCUCGUGCACUACAGCAGGCCGCCGCAGGCCGCUGAGCCCGCCUGGGUCCCACCCACGACGUACGAUAUAGUCGUGGGGAGCGCUGAGAGUCCCGCCUCGGUGCAGGCGCAACAAGAGGCGCUCGCCGCGUACCAGCAGGCUGUGGCCGAGGCCGUCCAGCAGGCAGUCGCGGGCCAGCCGACGACCGGGGAGUAUACGCAGGAGCAGCUUGACACGCUGCUGGCGCUACAGCAGCAGCUGCAGCUCCAGGAGUCGGCGCAGACGGCCUCACAGACAGGUGUGGAGACCUCAGAUGCCGACACGGGAGUCUACGGCUCACUGUCCAGCUGGCACGAGCUGACACUUCAGAAGCUCGCAGCGCUGGGCAAGCUGCACGGCAAGCUGACCACCGUGCCCACGCCGAAGCCGCCGGAGACGCUGGCGCUCAUCAGCAUCCCCCUGGCGCUGGUCAUGGCCAGCAUCGCCGCCGGCGCGUUUGUGUGACCCGUGACAUUUGUGUGAUGGCGUCACGCGGCGGCCACGCCACGGUGCACUCAGUGAUACUGGACGGGCUGGGCGGCGGCGGGCCGAGCGGCGUGGCGGUGCAGCGUCGCAACACAUCAGCUCUUCAAAGACAGGGAUUCACUGCUAGCGUUGCAAGCAGCAGUUUUUCAGCUGUGUUUUUGUCUGCAUAUUCGCAUUCUGAGGCAGUCACGCAGAGCGGUGCGACGUCGAGGCACUGUUGGAGUGAAUGUGGGUGCGUCUGUCUUCAUGUGUGUGUGGUUGUGUGUGGCUGGGUAUUUAUUGUAUGCAUAUUAAGUAGUAUGAAACCGAAUACAUGUUUAUUUAUUGUGCGAUCGAGAAGGAUUCCGGCAUCGAUAAGGCAUCCGGCAUCCAAAGACGAAACACGCCUUGGCUCACCAAAUAAUGCGAAUACUUUGCCAGGGAUCCACACCCAAACUGCCACAAAGGCGGCAGAUCACGGCAGGUCUUUGCGAUGCAUACUGCAGGAGAAAAUAUUAGCGGUUUCCAAAUAGAGCAUACAGAAUUA